Messenger RNA from Botrytis deweyae, 1338 nucleotides. RefSeq lists its product as uncharacterized. NCBI's taxonomy places the organism in Eukaryota, Fungi, Ascomycota, Leotiomycetes, Helotiales, Sclerotiniaceae. Gene Ontology annotation, molecular function: ATP-dependent chromatin remodeler activity; ATP binding. The record is from RefSeq and is a predicted model, not a curated record. The transcript has 3 exons. Bases 1 to 1338 code for a protein of 445 amino acids.
AUGCUACCAUCCAAGCUACAUAUCCACAACUCAAGCAGUUUGAGAAAUUUCAAGAACAAAUUCUUAUUAGAAAAGCUCUUGAAAAUUGCAGAAAGAGAUGUUGGUGCUGAUGCCAAAGAUAUGAAUGCUGAGACAAUCUUACGGGAAAAGGAGAUUGAAGCUCUGUUCAGUUCUGAAUCUUCCAAAUCUUUCGUGGCACCAUCAGCCGCUGCCAUGGCAGAAAUGGUGCAGAUGGAAAACUUUCUGGACAACAAGGAAUAUCAACCACUGGAUUACAUCAGUGAUUGUAAAUUCUUCGGGUUCGAUCCUGAGCAUCCUCGCUUUCCUGGUAUGAACCUAACUUUCCAGUUUAAAAGCUGGCAAGUAACCGGGAUGAGACGUAUGAUUACGAUCUUUAAAAAUCCGAUUGUGCGGGCUUGCUUAUUAGCCGACGCCACGGGCUUAGGCAAGACGAUAGAAAUCAUUGGGUUCUGGAUCUGGAUACAAAUUCAACGUUGUCAGGCUGUUACUCUUUAUGAAGAAGAGCUGGAAGACUACAACACUGAAAAAUUACGUUAUGAAUCCUGGAGCACACUAUCGAGCAGCCGGCGUCGCCUUAUACAUAACCGACGUGGUAACAUUGCUGAUGAUAUCGAUAUCAACCAGAAUCCUUACCCAGAGCCAGAUCUCCCCCUUCCUCCUCCUCCAGCAAAGCCGCUCUUAUUGAUCGUAUUGCCAGAGUUGAUCGAGCAAUGGGCUGCGGAGAUCGACGAAAAUUAUCCAGACUUUCAGAGGGUAGUGUCGAAGUUGACGAAGGGGAAGUUGACGCGGAAUCAUCCAAAUUUCAACGGAGAUGAAGAAAAUUCUCGAGUUAUCGUUAUCACAUCAGUGGUAACAAUGCGCUCAAGACACGGACCGACAGCUCUCAAAAACUAUCGGAUGCAUCACCUCGGAUACACGCGACAAGAAGCCGAUGAUGAAAUCAACGUGAGCGAUCCUGACUGGAAGUACAAUCUUGCAGGCUUAUUCGACCACAUCGCUGUGGAUGAGGCUCACAUUCUCAAGAACAGUGAUACCAUGGCUCACAGAACCAUCAGUUGGUUGGAGGCGAAGUUCACAAUCAUGGCGACGGCUACUGUACUUUCCAAUCGUCUUGAAGACUUCCAUGGCUAUAUGAGCCUGAUCGAGACGGGAGAGGCGCACUGUUCAGAUGAAAACCUUGAAAGAUGGGGUGUCGAUAUAAACGUCAAUCCUUACACAUUACCUGACAAUCAUCCAGCUAGCAUUCUCCGUUUUACCACCGAUGUUAUUGAUAAAAGGAUCACUAGAGAAAACAAGGACUUGGAAUUUGCAGGCUAG